GGGGUAGCUGCUUAGCUCUCAAUCAGUUACCCUAGAACAAAGAAAGAGAAAAACCAGCUGCCUUCUCCAGCUGAAACCAGUAAUCCCCAGCGGCUGCUUGUUUCUAAAGCGCUUUUUUCUAGAGUCGUCGCCGAGUCAAAAUCCCUAAUUCAAUCCGAUGAUGAUUCAAGCUUAGGGUUCCUCCGAAAGUUUGAAACUUUUCUAAUCCGUUUCAACCUGCCACUAUCGUCUGGCAAGAGGGUGCAUUAUCUCUGAUAGCUCAAAAUGCCUAAGGAAAGAAGGGACCGUUCUGUGUCUCGUGAGAGGUACAGAGCAUCUCCUUAUCCAUGCAGCUCCAGUCAUACAAAGCGUCCCUCACUCAAAAUUCCUUCAGAAACUGAAGAAAAUGUGAAAGAGUGGGAAGAAGCUAGGUGCCCAGUUUGUUUGGAACAUCCACACAAUGCAGUUCUCCUCAUAUGUUCAUCUUUUGAGAGGGGAUGCCGCCCUUACAUGUGUGACACAAGCUACCGCCAUUCAAACUGUCUAGAUCAGUUCUGCAAGUCAUUCUCAGAAGAGGAUCCACCAGAGAUACUGCCACAAGAAGAAACUCUGCUUUCAGAUAAUCUGUUGCCUCCAUUUGAAACUUCUGAAUCAAUAAUUACUGAUGUGCAGACUGAUAUAACCGAGGAAGAGCCCCCACCCAUGAUUCCCAUAUCUUGUGAACACCAGGAACAGCCCAAGCUUGUGUGCCCACUCUGCCGUGGGGAGGUAAAAGAUUGGAUAAUUGUGGAGCCUGCUCGUUGCUUCAUGAAUGCAAAAUUGAGAAACUGUUCUUGUGAGACUUGUAGUUUUAGUGGAACCUAUACAGAUCUCAGGAAGCAUGCAAGGCUGGAGCACCCGCAAACACGCCCAUCAGAGGCAGACCCAGAGCGACAACGUGCCUGGAGGAGUUUGGAGCGGCAGAGGGACAUUGGUGAUCUGCUCAGCACACUCCAAUCUUCAACUGGAGAGGAUAGGGGUGAUGACAGUAGCUUGGCAGUUGAACAUGAUGGAGGAGGAUGGCUAACUGUAUUCUUUCUAGUUAGAAUUUAUCGACCUACAUCUGGGUCCAGCUCGCGGAGCAGCAGUUGGUCUCCUACCACUAGAACUAGAGCACAAAUUAGUAUGAGAAGGAGAGCUACCAGACUUUGGGGAGAAAGCUAUGAGAGUGAAGCUGCUUCUUCUUCAAGGGAAGCGGACAAUGACUCCUCAGAUGGUGGCUCGGCCCCUACUAGGAGGCAGAGCGCACGUCUCCGGCAAAGGCGACGGACAACACCGGACAACAACCAGCCCUGAUUGCAGAUGAAUGUAGAGGCGGCGAAAUUGUUUUUCAUUUAUGGUUUGGAAAGUAAGUUUGCUAAAGUUCUGUAAUCAGCAGCUGUCAGUUGCUUGCUGAUGAUUGAAAUUCUGAUUAAAGCAAUGUGCGUGGUUAAGUGCCGAUGCUCUUGGACUCAGGUGGAUUACUUGAAAGGAAAUCAUAUGGAAGAUGGUCUGUUUCUGGCCUGGAAUCUGCUCCUUCCUUGCUAGAAGUGUGGAUCAGUGUUGCUGAUGAGAAUAUUAUCCAGAGAGUGAAAGAAAUGUAAUUUUCUGAAAAUCAAACUUAAAUUAUAUAUUUGCUUUGCAAAGUCUGUUCUUUUUCUCUCUUUAUAAUGAUAAAAGUAAACACUUAAUUCAUAGUUUGAUUACUGUUU
Molecule: messenger RNA, 1709 nt
Organism: Fragaria vesca subsp. vesca
Lineage: Eukaryota; Viridiplantae; Streptophyta; Magnoliopsida; Rosales; Rosaceae
Exons: 2
Coding region: 265-1314 (349 amino acids)
Source: RefSeq, a predicted model, not a curated record